Messenger RNA from Solanum stenotomum, 474 nucleotides. RefSeq names its product RING-H2 finger protein ATL64-like. The record is from RefSeq and is a predicted model, not a curated record. The transcript has a single exon. Bases 1 to 474 code for a protein of 157 amino acids. NCBI's taxonomy places the organism in Eukaryota, Viridiplantae, Streptophyta, Magnoliopsida, Solanales, Solanaceae.
AUGUCAAACAUAGUUCGUCCUGGUGUAAUAUUCGCGAUUGUUUUAGCCAUUAUUCUAGUAGUACUAUUUUUGUUCAUAUGUGCGCGUUUUCAAGAAAGAGCAGCUCGUUAUGUAGCAGCAUCAAGAGCUCGUGAAGAAAGAGCUCGUGAAAUAUUAGCAGAAAGAGCUUAUUUUUAUGCAGAAGCUUAUUACUGGGCAACAAAAGCAGUGACUCCGCCAGGAACCAACAGUGAGUGUUGUAUCUGUUUAGGAGAAUUCGAAAAACAAGACAAUGGUGAUGCUGAUGAUGAUACUAUAACUCUUCCUACUUGCUAUCAUAGGUUUCCCGCGACUUGUAUUAUGUCAUGGUUGUUACUAGCAAAGAAAAACACAUGCCCCUUCUGUCGUACUUGUAUUAGUACCACUUUCAUCAGAUGCAUAUACUGGAACUUUCGACAUCUAAUCAAGCCAUCGUCACAGCUUACAGUUACUUAA